AUGAGGGACUUUUUUUUUUACAGCAGCAUUUGUAAUUUUUGCAAACAGAUGGGUGAUUUGAAAAAGUGUUCUUCCUGUAAAAUAUGCUCAUAUUGCAGUCGUCAACAUCAAGAACUGGAUUGGAAAAACCACAAAGUUCUUUGCAAAAUUAUCGCACAAAGCAAUCAGUCACUCCAGUAUAAUGUGCGGACAUUUUCUGAACUUUCUAAUUUUCAAAUAAAACAGUCUUUGUUUUGGCAGACAAGACUUGGUAGACCUUUAAAACCUGACGAAUCGCAAAUGUGGAUGUUCCCUCAGGUUUGUGCUGUUUGUUUUACUAGGGCAAAUUUAAGACCUUGUGAGAUCUGCUUUAAUGCAUUUUACUGCUCAGAAGAACAUAAAAGGAAACAUACUCCAUUGCAUAAUCAAUUUUGCAAAUUAUUAUAUCUGGCAAUGCAAGUGGACACAUAUUGCUUUAGUGGCGGUACACCAAAUAAGAUUAGAUUUAAGGGACCUGUAGGUGUACAGUCCUUGCCGAAAACUGCAGAUGACUUUGUAAAGGACUUAACAGAUAUCAACUUUGUGAAUGAGAGACAGUAUAUCCUGGAUUGCGAUGAAAUUAUGUGUGGUGCUACUAUAUUGUAUGGUUUAGAACAAUCUCUAAAGUUGUAUAACAUGAAAUUGCUGAUGGAUUCAAUUAGCAUUCAUUUUAUAGGAGCAAGUAAUUUUGAACUACAUUUAAAUUGGCUAUAUAUAUUUGAACUACUGCUUCACUGGCUUGAAAACUUGAAAGAGAUAAGAAUUUUUUUAUUUGGUCCAGAUAUGAAAAAUGCAAACUUUGAUUUUAUGAUAUUUCAGCAAUUAGUUUGCAAUUUUUGCCAAACCAAAAUUAAAUGCCUAACUAUGGAGACUUUCACUGGUUUGUAUCAUGAAAGAAUAAGAGACUGUAAUAGACCAAAUAUUGUAAUAGCUUUCAAUAGUGGGUUACAUGAAUUUGAGGGAAGUGAAAAUGAUUUAUGGCAAUCAACCUUACAGUCAAUUAAAUGCUGGGAAGCUCCAUUGCUAUUGACAGCUUAUACAGAAGAUGAAAUUGUUAAAGACUUAGAGAAAUUGAAAAAUUAUUUUCCAAUGGAAGUGUUGUGUGAACCUAAAGUUAACCCUUUUGCCAACAAGAGGCCUUUACGGAACUGGGAUAGACAGAAUGUACCAAUUUUUUUUGUUAAUGGAUAUGUCACCAUUGUUAAGGAAAAAAGUGUUAACUAAGUUUGCAUAUGGAGCUCUAAAAUGAUAUUACGCCGACGUAUCCCUACUCCGUCGUAGUACAUACAGUUCGUGAAAAUCGAAAGUAAAUUAAGAAGUUGAUUGUGGAACGGUCAGUCAGAUACAAGAACCACCAG
Molecule: messenger RNA, 1376 nt
Organism: Cylas formicarius (sweet potato weevil)
Lineage: Eukaryota; Metazoa; Arthropoda; Insecta; Coleoptera; Brentidae
Exons: 2
Coding region: 1-1242 (413 amino acids)
Cellular component (GO): extrinsic component of mitochondrial inner membrane
Source: RefSeq, a predicted model, not a curated record